GACUGGGGAGGUCCAUAAGGUGCUGUCAGCAAAGCAGAUUACCCACUAUGCCUCUCUUCUCUCAAACAUACACACUUACUUGACUGGAGAGGUUUGAAAGGACAACACGUUGUGCAGGCGAGCAGAGAGGACACACAUUGUGGACAUUUCCGGAUACCUGUCACCAAACACUGGUUGAAAUAUGGAGAAGGUGGAUGUGAUUGAAAGGGACCUGACCCUGACCGUGCUGCUCCCAGAGGGACACGAAAGAACAGUUACCGUGCACAGCAGUAAACCAGUGAUGGACGUGCUGGUCAUUCUGUGUGCUCGGUACCACCUGAACCCCUCAGACCAUGUGCUUGAGCUAUUUUCCAAAAAUCACAACAAGCUUAAAUUCAAGCCCAGCUCUCUGAUUGGCUCUCUUGAAGCUGAGCUUGUUGCGCUUAAACCUAAACGAAGUGACAACAGAAAGCCCCCAAACAUGCCUGUGGCCACAGUGCGUCUGUUGAUAAACUACAGGAAGUCCCAUAAGGCCGUAGUGCGAGUCAGUCCCAGGGUUCCCCUGGCCGAGUUAAUGCCAGCUGUGUGUGACAAGUGUGAGAUGGAUCCAAAAAUCACUGUGUUGUUGAGAGACAGCCAAUCAGAAGAGCCUCUGGAUCUGACUAAAACGCUCAACGACUAUGGCAUCAGAGACCUGUAUGCAAAAGCUGUUUCAAGUUCCCCAACUGACUCGGCAACGCUGACUAAUAAAGAUUGCAAGAAGGACAAAUUGGCGAUGCAGGAGAAAGUCCUCGGAGAGAAAGAGAACAGUGGAUUACUCGGCUUGUUCAGAAGAAGCAGGAAAUCGGCUGAAGAGACUGCUACCAACACCACCCCCAUCAGCACUGCCACCUCUCUAGUGCUGAAAGAUCAGCGUGCCAACAAUACGGGCUGUUCCAGCGCAAACUCCGCCUCAUCCACGGCGUCUUCAGAAAUGACGAAGAAGAGACGAGCGCCUCAGCCUCCCAGCAUGCUCGGCUCCCGGAGCGUCUCUUGUGAACUGAACUCUAGUCAACAAUCCGCACUGCCGUCCACUGAUAACGAAAACCAGGGUGUUCUGAGUCGAGCCUCAUCCUCUGAGUCGUCUCUCAGGAGGAAUAAACGCAGAGCUCCUCCUCCUCCACGCACAAGCCCUUCCCUGCCAGACACUUCUGAUAAAGAAAGGUCAUAUACAGGAUCCUUUCUAGAGGAUGCUGAAGAGGACAACUCUACUGAAGCCAGUUUCAACCAAUCCAGCUAUUUUAAAUCAACCUGUUUGUCCUUCCCAUCAUCCCCUCUAAUGGCUGAGGUCCUGGCUGAAUUUACACACAGAAUGAAAACCAUGGAGCAGAAUGAUGUCUCAUUUGAUUGGUCUGUCACACAUUCACCUCUAGCACCUCCGACCCUUCCUCCAGUGUCUGAAUAUCUGGAUGGCGAUCCUGUAGUGCCCCCUGGCUGUGAGCUGCUGAGAAACGGCUCUCAGAGAGACGGCCUCACCACCUUCACCGUGGUGCCCCGGAGAAGACCGCAAAGCAUGAGGCAAUACGAGGUUCUCCUCACAAUGGAGAACUCUGAGACGAUGGAGAUUAAUGGAGAUACAGGAGAAAAUCUGGAGGGAGGUAUUUCUGAAUCGAGAGAGAUUGAGAAGACCGAGAUGGGUACCAAGGAGAUAGUGAUGCUUGAGAGAACAGAUGCUGAAUCUGAGAAUCUAGAGGAAACAAAUAAAGAGCUGGGUAUCACAGAAGCAUUUGGGGAAUUAAAGCUGAACAUGGAUACAGAGAAACACCUCCCGGAGGGCAGAGACAAGAUGGAAGUUCAAGACGAGAGAGACUGGAUAGAGCAGUACAGAGAAAUUAGAAUGAGAUUUCUAAGUGAUGAUGAUCAUGAUGGGAAAGAAGCUAAAUUAAAGACCUCUACAAAGGUGUUUGAUGAAGAAAUGGUGGAUGAUGUUCCACCACCACAACUUUCUGUUUGCUGGGAAGAGGAAGACACUGAGACACAGAAUCUAGAGGAAACUGAUAGUUUUGGGAAAGAGGAAGUUGAGGAAGACAAGGCAGCAAACACUUUCACUAUCCAAAACCCAAAUCCAUCCAGAUAUGACCCUCACCAUGACCCUACAUAUGAUGCCUCAUAUACCCAAGACCCCUACUGGGAUGUAAACCUUUCAUCUAACCAGCAGUCCUCCAACUCUGACACACCUUUCACAAGCUCUUCCCAGUCCAACCCUCAAACUCACCAACCCAAUUCCGUUCAAUCUACUUUACCCCAUGUCUCAAAAUCUAAACUCAACCCCAGCUUUGAGCUUUCUUCUCCAAACUCUGCAUCUCUCUUUGGUUUGGCUGUCUCCCAGAGAGUUCAGAGUCUUGGAAAUGACAUCUUUCCUUUAAUUCCAUCUGCAAGAAGGACAAGCUCUCCAACUCCGCAUCCCCAAAGUGUCGGUUCCCCACACACUUCCUCUCAAAAGCUCUAUUUCCAAAACCUGAUCUCACAAGAGUUCAUUUCUAAGAUUCCAGCAUCUCCAGGUUCCUGCAGUGAAGCCCUGCCCACUUUUACAGCUCCACCCUCUGUCAUUAUGACAACUCAGGCAAGGAGGCGGGCCUGGAGUUCCUUUUCACGCACAAAGUUGAAAAAUUUGGAGCCAAUUUGAAUAUCUGGAUUCAGAUGAAGCUUUCACACAUCACAUUUUGUUGUUUUGGAAAUCUAAAGAAGUGCUGGCUUGUAUUAUAUCAUUAAUUGGUUACAUUUGAUUUUUGCCUUUUUUAUUAUUAUUAUUAUUACAGUGCCCUCCACUAAUAUUGGCGCCCUUGGUAAAUAUGAGCAAAGGAGGUUGUGAAAAAUUCCUUGUUUAACCUUUUGAUCUUUUGUUUUAAAAAAAAAAAAAAAAAAAAAAAAUCAUCUCUGCUCUCAUGGAUAUCAAACAAUUGCAAACAAAACACCGGUUCAUCACAAAAUGUAUAUCUUUGUUAAAUAUAGCUGUGCAACAAUUAUUGGCACCCUUAACUAACCCAUAACCAACUAUAAAUGGGAAUAUACUUCAAAUAUAUUUUUCUCAUAAGAAUUCGUAGGGGUGCCAAUAAUUGUUGCACACUUAUAUUUAACAGCCUUUUUUCUUUUUUUUUUUCUUUUUUUUUUUUAAAUAAACCUGUGUUGUUUGCAAUUGUUUGAUAUCCAUGAGAGUAGAGCCUUUGAAAGCCUUCUUUGCCCAUAUUUACCAAGGAUACCAAUAUUGGUGGCCAGCACUCUGUAUAAUUUUUUUAAUUUAUUUAUUUUUUUGAAAUUGAACAGUAUUCUUUAUAUAAUUGGUAUAAUAUUGGUAGAUUACUUAAAUUUUUUUGUUUUUGACAAUUUAUGAAAGUGGUGUUAAUUUUGAUUUGUAUAUAAAUUAAACAUUUCAAGCAUCUGA
Messenger RNA from Ictalurus punctatus (channel catfish), 3400 nucleotides. RefSeq names its product cordon-bleu WH2 repeat protein-like 1a (gene cobll1a). The record is from RefSeq and is a predicted model, not a curated record. The coding region runs from base 182 to 2644 and encodes 820 amino acids. Gene Ontology annotation, biological process: signal transduction. Lineage: Eukaryota; Metazoa; Chordata; Actinopteri; Siluriformes; Ictaluridae. The transcript has 11 exons. Gene Ontology annotation, molecular function: actin monomer binding.